AUGGGGAAAAUGGGUACAAGGAAUAGUCGAUCCAUGCGUGAAGGUAAGUCCCACGUUUUGGCGGGAAAAAAUGUCGAAAUUGAUCGAAAAAUGUGAUAUGUUUGAAAAGGGUUUUUAUACUAUAUUUGAAAUCCAAGUAGUUGUUAUUAAAAUAAGUUUGCAGCAGUUUCGGUUCAAUUUGAUUGAAUAAUUCAACGUUUAUAACGCGAUAUCGUUUCCUCGAAGGAUUGUUGAUUAUUUCCCGUAUUUUUUAGGUUUAUGUUUUAAAGUUUAGUGCAGUUAUAUGACAUACAAUAUGAGUAUUUGUAUUGCUAACGGUUCAUUGUUUACUUCACACAAGCUCAUAUACACUUGGCUUAAAAUUAUAUGUAUUUAAACUUUAUAUAGAGUAAAAAAGUUAUUCAUUUCGUUUUUUAUUGUAUAAACGCACCAGUUUUGACAAAAUGAGCGACAUUGCUUCGAAUUGGAACAUAUCGCUACGUUUUCAAAUUUGUUUAAUAUACAGUGAAGCUUGAGUUUAAUAAAAUAAACCUGUUGUCAAUGCCAAUAGCUUUGCAGUGUGUAUAUAUACAAUUAUAUAAGCAUACAAAGAUCGAUGUGGUUAGUUAAAGCUGGCCUGUUUUCCGCUUUUAAUAACCGUCGAAACAUAUUCUAUUUUGUGUCAAUGUCAUGAAUUCUGCUCUAGUACUCCCAAAACAAUAAAUUCUCGGCUAUAUAAAGAAUUAUAAGCUUGGGCGCUUACCACAUGCACAUACCGCGUAAACGGUGUUCUUGACGUUUUAUGUUGCAAGUUGACUACUUGUGACACAAUUUAUCCGAUAGUCUAUACUAUAGCUGUGUUUUGUUGCAUUGUUUAUACUCGCAAGGAAAAACAAAACUCUAGAGUCUCGCGGUCAGACUAGAGUAAGACUUGAUGAGAGUUGCAUUGUUCCAGGGAUAUUUCAAGCUCUAGGUUAACAAAACAGUAAAGAUUUGAUGAGUGUUCCAACUAUGUUUUGACUUACAUAAAAUCCAUGAUAGUGUUUGGAAAGCGUUGAGAACAGUUAACCAAGAUGCAGUGACUGCCAACUCUCAUACUCGCUUGAUCCGAGCUUAAGAGUCGCGUCACAUCGAGCAAUUUUAGUUGUAGCUUUACAUUUGUACGUGACAUUUAGUAUAAUUGUACACAAAUUAGAAAAGUAUGAUUUCAUGUACACAAAUUAAACUCCUAUAUACGAGGCGUCAAUAAUACUGGCUGCACAUGAAGACGCAAGACAUGCAUUGUUUGGAAUGUUCCAGUUUCUCCUAAUUACAGGGGUGUUGGUUCAUUACGGCACAUUAGAGCAUGUUUCUUCCAUCUCUGUGAUUGGAGCUUGUUGGAAUUGAAUUUUGCCUCAGCAUCAGAGGAGUGCUUCUAGUACCAAAUGUCCCGGCGGAUCUCGACGUACUCUGGUAAAACACUGGAUAAAUAGGGGUAUCAUUUGUUCUACAGAGAACAGAUUAGACAAUGAUAAUUGGAGUAGAAGUCUAUUAUAGAUAACCAGCUUGGAUUAUAACGUAGAAAAAACCUGCAAUUAUCCAAUAUAUACAACCACUCGCGAAUAUACGCGAGCCAAAUCAGUUUCCAAAUUUACAAGACAUAUGAUGCAUAUAAAUAUAUUCGCAUGUAUGCUCUGCUGUAAUUAUUCAGUUUUUCAUUCUUAUUUAUCUCUUUCGAUUCAUUUCGUAUAUUUUUAUUUCAGUUCAUCUUUUGGCUAUUUUGGUAUUAUAUAUAACAGUUGAAAAAUCGGAGUGGGCUUGAACGUAAAUUAAUCAGCCAUGCAUACACGCCCACAUGCACUCAAACGUUUUUUCAUGGCGUUUCAUUCCGCCGUUAUUCAUUUUUCAUUCUUAUUCAAUUCUCAUGUUUUUUUAUUUCAAUUUUGAAAUCUUUUCUCAACCGUGCACACUCCAUAUGCAAAUAUCUUGAUUGUAAAUGUGAAAUUUUAUUAAAAAUGGCUUGACGCACGGAUGUUCCAAGCAGACUUGCAUAUUUCGCAAUAAUGAUUAAAACAACAAAACAAAAUUAAUUCAAUGCCAUAUGCAAUCACUUAACCCCCUGUGUAUAUUAUAACACAAACAUUUGAGAAAUAAGGUUGGCAUGCCCAGCUUGGCGCGUUGACCUUGUUUGAUGGACGAGAAAAGUUCACUUUUUUGUGUUUGAGAAUCUCCCUUUGACAAAUUCAACCUUUGGACUUAUAGGGGACAGUUAUUCAAUGCUGGAUUAGCGCUAACCCUGGGUUAGAAUAUAACCUGUUGUUUUAGUUUGUAUAUUUCUGAUUGUUCGGUUGUUUCAAAACUUUUCAUCCAGAUACGAUUUCUGGAAAAAGUUAAGUCCAAGUUUAUAGUCAGAAAGAUUGCUUUAAAUUAGCUUAAUAGUCGUGGCUUUCGAACAACGGCCGGAGUAUAUUAUCGUUUGCCAAUUUUCCUUUGACAAUUUUCUCGCUUAUACACUUAUUGAACGUCUAUAUAUGGAAAAAGUAAUUUAUGGCAAACUUUUAUAAUUAAUAAAAUAUAAUUUUAAUUAUAUAAAAGUUUACCCUAUAGUGAAAUUUCCAAUAUUACGAAAUAGGGAGUGGAAGAUAAAGGUUCCAUUUCUAAAUGAACAAGCUUUCGUUCGUAGGGAUGCAACUCUCUGAAAAAUAUAAGGAGAAUUUCGACGUUUUGAGUGAAGGCCCUUCGUAACUCCAGACUCUUCGUCUGCAAUUACGAAGGGCCUUCACUCAAAACGUCGAAAUUCUCCUUAUAUUUUUCAGGUAGUUGCAUCUCUACCAACGAAAGGUUGUUCAUAUUAUUGGUACUACAUGCAUAUACAGUUCAAGAUGUUAUUUUUAAAGCGGGUUUCAGUUGAGAUAGUUCUACUUUGAACGGGAAGUAUACGAGAAGGUGUUUGUAGAAUUUGAUCCCAAAUGUUCCUUAAAAUGCGCAAGAACAAUGGAAAAUUUGACCUUUACCUGACUGUAUUUAUGUUAGAUGUCUCAGAGGACAGGUAUUAAGAAAGUAUGAUAUAAUAAUUCUUUAAUUAAGAUUCUUCCAUACUGUAUGUAUGAAAUACUGAAAAUGUCACUCAAUCUUCUCGCAAGGCAAACGUUCGCGAGAUCUCACUUUUCCCAGGUGUGCGUAGCCACAUAUGUAAAUGCAUCAACCAAUGUCUCACGAACGCCUCUAAAAUUUAGUCCUUCAAACCGUGAGAAAUACUCUUGUAUUUUACUAGCAGCUUCUGUCGACGGUGAAGGCCCAGAUGUAGACAUCGAGUCACCAAGAUCUCCGAGCGAUAACUGUUUGUCAAGUUGUGAAAACAGUCUAGAUGAACGUGGUUCAAACAAAGGCUCACUUCUCCGGAUUAUUCGAGGUAUUUGUUAUGUUAGGAGGCCACAGCCUGUCAUGUCUACAAAAUAUAAAAUCCAAUUGUAUUGAGGUUUUAAUGUUGCACCUUUUUCUCGUUUUAUCUUCCCAUUUCUAACUACCUUAUCUUGUAUUUUUUCUUCUGAUCUUAUCUUACUUUCCCCCUUUAUUUACAACCUUACCUUGCGUUACUUUACCUUUUCUUACCUUGUCUUACCGUACCUUCCUUACCGUACUGUAUCUUGCUUGACUUGCCUUACUUUAAUCCCGCAUGACCUUAAGUACAUGGAAAACGAAAUCUAACAAACCCAUUCUCGUACCGUCUUGUUUUUAAAGAUCAUCUUUGUUCUACAGGUCGAAAAUCGAGAAAAAAGUCUCAUGGAAGUGAUGGAAUGAUGUCUGAUGGUAAGAAAUUUCCAAACGUCAUGAAUAACCAUGUAAAUGGAAAGCGUUUUGCGUGGCUAUAACCAUUUCUUCAUUGAGAUGAUCUCUUCAUUGUUUAGAAUGCUCCUUGGAAUCUUCAUUUAAUUGUUCAUCAGAACAAAGCGAGGGAAUUGAAGGAUUGUUGUUGAAGACAAAAUUUACCAGGGCUGAACUGCAGAGAAUGUAUAGAGGUUUCAAGAAUGUAAGUUUUUUGUAAUAUUCAGUCUGCAAUACUGACGGCGAUACAUACAUGUACAGAUGUACUGUAUUUUAAUUCUUUUUUUCGCUUUUGUUUAGGAUUGCCCUGAAGGCUUUGCGGAUAAGGAAGCAUUCAAGAAGAUAUAUGCUCAAUUUUUUCCUCACGGAGGUACGAAACACUACUCUCAUCUCAAGUGUCAGCCCCUGUCUCUACACUCCUUACAGUUAGCCUAAUAUUUUAUUUUGAGAUCUUUUGCCACAGAAGAAUUAUCCUUUGUUGAUUAUCCCGAUCUUGUAGCUAUAUUGCUAUAAAGAAGUAAUAUUCACUGUUACCUCAUUAAAACUGUUUCAUUCAUUUCAGAAUCUGGCGAGUAUGCUGGUCUUGUUUUCAAUGCAUUUGACUUAAACAGAAGAGGAAAACUUUCGUACGAGGUAGGCAAAUAGACCCUGAGAUUAAGCUAAUUCGAAGUCACUAUCAUUCGAGGGAGUAUACUAUAGUCCUAAGCUCUUGAGCACAUGAAAAAAAGGCACAAAUGCAAGUCGUCUGUUAUAAGGCCUUAGCCAUUAGAGACAGGCCGUUUCACUGUGGAGGCGGUGGAAAAGAGGUAACUAAUAAAAAACAUGAAAAACUUGCAAUUAAUUUUGCUCUAAUUGCUCCGAUUGCUUCAUCUUUGUGAUAAUUUACGAACGUUGCAAUUUUCGUUACAGAAUUUUAUAAUGAGGCUAUCAACGGCAUUACAUGGCACAACUGAGGACAAAUUAAAGUGGAUGUUUCAUCUUUACGAUGUCGACGGUGAUGGAAAUAUUUCCAAACAAGAUUUAAAUAUCGUGGUAUCAGCUGUUCAUAACUUAAUUGGAACUUCAGGUCCUGGUGAUAACCACGCCAUUAACAACCAAGUUCUUCGGAUCUUCGAGGUCAGUUUUAGUCUUUACUUACGGCUUUUCUGCUAUAUGAUCUUUUUUGCACCAAUUUAUUGCACCCCAAAGAAAAGACUACUUAAUCAAUUGAGUGACAUUGAUCAAGUAGGCCAAAGUCUGUAUUUGACUUGCACGGUCUAAUUGAUUAAAACCCAGCUCAAACGUGAUUGGGUCGAACGCUUAAUAGUUGCGCAGUGCCGAUGGUUGCCACCCAUACAACUCACGUCUGAUCACGGAACAGAGCUCCAAGGUGGAAGAGUUAGAAUUUUUGGGGGGGGGGGGCGGAGUACCUGGAAAAACCAUGGAAGCAUAGGAGAAAACGAAACACGACACUUCUUCAAAAACAACACCACUUCAAAACAGCUGGGUCUGCAGCUAUCAAGUAACAAUUGCUUCCACUAGAAGGAGAGCAGUUAUCUUUUGCUCUGUUUAUGCAUGAAAUUGAGAACCCAAGAAACACUACCUCCUGUGCUGUAUCCAAAUUUAAUCAGCAAAAAAAAAAGUACACUAGUUUACUAUCAGCGCAGGAUUGGCAUAGAUUACAACCGGCAACUUACCAUCUGCUACCUUUAUUUUUAGAUUAUUGAUAAAAGUGACAAUGGUUAUGUAACGCAAGACGUAUUUAUUGGGAAUUGUGCAAAUGUAAGUAUCAUUUGUGAAAAGUAUAUAGCCAGAAUCGUGCAUUAUGAAAAUUUUCAAGAAUUGCAAGAAUCAUUGCACUCAUGAUUAAUUAUUUUGAUUUGCGUGUUUUUUUUUCAAGGAUGAAUGCAUCAGUCAAAGUCUCGCGAUGUUUGAUACCAGAAGAUAA
Molecule: messenger RNA, 5710 nt
Organism: Paramuricea clavata
Lineage: Eukaryota; Metazoa; Cnidaria; Anthozoa; Malacalcyonacea; Plexauridae
Source: the annotation of a GenBank genome assembly